GACUCAAGAGGUAUAUAAACGGAAUAAUAAAUAUGGUGACAACGAAUACAAAAGUUGUUUAUGUGUCGAAACGACAGAUAAAAAAAAAGAAAAUGUUUACAGUCACUUUAAAUAAUGGCUUGAAAUGCCCUAUUAUUGGACUCGGUACCUGUACUUAUACGGACAAUCAAGAACUUGUGGCAAAAUCAGUUCGAGAAGCUAUUGAUGCUGGUUAUCGGCAUAUUGAUUCGGCUUUUAUUUAUCAUAAUGAAGAGGAAGUUGGAAGCGCUAUUCGAGAAAAAAUUGCUGAGGGUGCUGUUAAGCGAGAAGAACUUUUCAUUACAACAAAGUUAUGGAAUACGUCACACAAAGAAGGACAAGUUGUUCCAGCUUGUAAACUAUCAUUGAAAAAUUUGGGUCUGGAUUAUGUGGAUUUAUUUUUGAUGCACUGGCCAACUGCAUAUACAUACGAUGGAGUGCAUCACUAUCACACAGUGGACGCAAAUGGAAAAUCUCUAAUCGAAAAUACAGAUUAUUUGGAGACCUGGCGAGGAAUGGAGGAAUGUGUGAGACUUGGUUUAACGAAAAGUAUUGGCGUGAGUAAUUGUAAUUCAGAGCAAGUUGGACGAAUUUUAUCCGUCGCAAAAAUUAAACCAGUCAUCAAUCAAGUCGAAUGUCACAUAAAUUUGAAUCAAAAGAAAUUGAGAUCAUUUUGCGAAGAGAGAGGAGUGAAAAUUACCGCUCACAGUCCAUUGGGAUCGCCAAAAAGAUCUUGGGCAAAACCUGGUGAUCAUCAGGUAUCGCUCAAGCAUCCCGUGAUUCUUAAAAUUGCCAAAAAAUACAAGAAAACUCCAGCUCAAGUAAUCAUUCGAUUCAUGAUUGACAAUGGAAUUAUUGUCAUUCCAAAGUCAAGUUCGAAAAAUCGAAUUAUUGAGAAUAUUCAGGUCUUCGAUUUUCAUCUCAGUCUGGAGGAAAUCAAUGAAAUUGACAAAUUAGAUAUGGGAGCUCGCAUUUGUCCUGCACUUCAACGAAACGAUCAUCCGGAUUAUCCAUUUAAUAUCGAAUUCUAAAUUGAGGAUAAACGCUCAGAAAAAAUGUUAUAUAAUUUAAUUUGACUAUUUUCGCACAUUUUUGGUAAACGAUAAUUAUUGUGGAUAUUAAAUAAAAUCUAUUUUUCAAAAGUAAAAA
This is a messenger RNA of Leptopilina heterotoma, 1167 nucleotides long. Its product is annotated as aldo-keto reductase family 1 member B1-like. The record is from RefSeq and is a predicted model, not a curated record. NCBI's taxonomy places the organism in Eukaryota, Metazoa, Arthropoda, Insecta, Hymenoptera, Figitidae. Gene Ontology annotation, cellular component: cytosol. Bases 33 to 1049 code for a protein of 338 amino acids. The transcript has 6 exons. Gene Ontology annotation, molecular function: aldose reductase (NADPH) activity.